UGUUCGUCACAGAGAACAAACAACUCUGCUAGGUUGCCCUGACUUUAAAGAGGCAGAGUUUGGGGCAACCAGGGACACACAUAUCAGCUUUUAUACCACUUCAGAGAGUUUGGAUUGUACUUUUUCUUUUUUAAGAUUUUUAUUUAUUUAUUUGAGAGAGAGAGCAUGAGUGGGAGGGGUGGGGGAGUGGCAGGCUCCUUGCUGAGCAGGGAACCCUAUGUGGGGCUCCAUCCCAACACCCUGGAAUCAUGACCUGAGCUGAGGGCAGACGCUUAACUGACUGAGCCACCCCGGCACCCCUGGAUUUUACUUCUUGCCUUAAUAUUUCAGUAAUAGUACCAUCAUUGGAACUGGAAGAAGAUGAUCCCUCUGAUAAGCCACCUUGCCGAGGCUGCUCCUCCUACCUCAUGGAGCCUUAUAUCAAGUGUGCUGAAUGUGGGCCACCUCCUUUUUUCCUCUGCUUACAGUGUUUCACUCGAGGAUUUGAGUAUAAGAAACAUCAAAGUGAUCAUACUUAUGAGAUAAUGACCUCAGAUUUUCCUGUUCUUGACCCAAGCUGGACUGCUCAAGAAGAAAUGGCUCUGUUAGAAGCUGUGAUGGACUGUGGCUUUGGAAAUUGGCAGGAUGUAGCCAAUCAGAUGUGCACCAAGACCAAGGAAGAGUGUGAGAAGCACUAUAUGAAGCAUUUCAUCAAUAACCCUCUGUUUGCGUCUACCCUGCUGAACCUGAAGCAAGCAGAAGAGGCAAAAACUGCUGACACAGCCAUUCCGUUUCAGUCUACAGAUGAUCCUCCCCGACCUACCUUUGACUCCUUGCUUUCUCGGGACAUGGCAGGAUACAUGCCAGCUCGAGCAGAUUUCAUCGAGGAGUUUGACAAUUAUGCAGAAUGGGACUUGAGAGACAUCGAUUUUGUUGAAGAUGACUCGGACAUUUUACAUGCUCUGAAGAUGGCUGUAGUAGAUAUCUAUCAUUCCAGAUUAAAGGAGAGACAAAGGCGAAAAAAAAUUAUAAGAGACCAUGGAUUAAUCAACCUUAGAAAGUUUCAGUUAAUGGAACGACGGUAUCCCAAGGAAGUCCAAGACCUUUACGAAACAAUGAGGCGAUUUGCAAGGAUAGUGGGGCCAGUGGAGCACGACAAGUUCAUUGAAAGCCAUGCACUGGAAUUUGAACUCCGAAGGGAAAUCAAGAGGCUCCAGGAAUACAGGACGGCAGGCAUCACCAAUUUUUGUAGUGCCAGAACCUACGAUCACCUCAAGAAGACUCGAGAGGAGGAGCGCCUUAAACGCACCAUGCUCUCUGAAGUUCUCCAGUACAUCCAGGACAGCAGUGCUUGCCAGCAGUGGCUCCGCCGGCAAGCUGACAUUGAUUCUGGCCUGAGCCCUUCUGUUCCGAUGGCUUCGAAUUCAGGUAGACGAAGUGCACCACCCUUGAACCUCACUGGCCUCCCUGGCACAGAGAAGCUGAAUGAAAAAGAAAAGGAGCUCUGUCAGAUGGUGAGGUUGGUCCCAGGAGCCUAUUUAGAAUACAAAUCUGCUCUGUUGAACGAAUGUAACAAGCAAGGAGGCUUAAGACUGGCACAGGCGAGAGCACUCAUCAAGAUAGAUGUGAACAAAACCCGGAAAAUCUAUGAUUUCCUCAUCCGAGAAGGAUACAUCACUAAAGCCUAAGGCUCUGAGGGCUUGGGAUCAGAAAUCACAAGUUUGGAAUGUGCUGGGCCAAACAACAGCAUGGGCAUUCUGGAGAAUUUCAUUUCUGAGCUGAAUUCUUGU
Nyctereutes procyonoides (raccoon dog) is the source of this 1769-nucleotide messenger RNA. It is a transcript of the gene TADA2A, whose product is annotated as transcriptional adaptor 2A. NCBI's taxonomy places the organism in Eukaryota, Metazoa, Chordata, Mammalia, Carnivora, Canidae. The transcript is spliced from 15 exons. Gene Ontology annotation, cellular component: SAGA-type complex; nucleus. Gene Ontology annotation, molecular function: transcription coactivator activity; zinc ion binding; protein binding. The record is from RefSeq and is a predicted model, not a curated record. The coding region runs from base 408 to 1667 and encodes 419 amino acids. Gene Ontology annotation, biological process: regulation of transcription by RNA polymerase II; chromatin remodeling.